GACACCUUAAGAUACCUGCGCUACAAAUAACCAAAACAUUCACAAAUGCUUCUCCUAUUCCACAUCGGCUCCCAAACUCUGUAGAUCCUAUACCAAUCAACCUGCAACACAUAUUUAGAGCUUCUUAUUUUUCCAUCUUUUAAAAGAUGUCGCAAUUUUAUUCCUCCCCUCCCCCCAAUAACCCUUACGGCGCAUCCAACACCGCAGCUCAAAACCUCCAAUUCUACCCCUCAACAUACGCUUCCGGUCCCGUCUCCGGUCACGCAACACCACAGGCAGCAUAUGGAGGAUAUGGCGUUCCUCCCGCUGCGCAAGCAUACCCCGGUGCUGGAAGCGGCGGAUUUGGCUUCCCAGGAAAUGGACAAUCGGGGGUUAGUGGGCGGAUGGGAGAGAGUGGUGGACUGAGAACGGGGUGGUUAGCUGCUUUUGGAACUGAGGGCUAUGAUGGUGAACCGCCAUUACUGGAAGAGUUGGGGGUGAAUUUCGGUCAUAUUAGGAGUAAGACAUUGGCAGUGCUGAAUCCCCUUGCGCAUAUCGAUCAACACAUAAUGGACGAUUCUGAUCUCGCGGGACCCAUUCUCUUUUUCCUAUUAUUUGGAACCUUCCUCCUUUUUUCUGGAAAAGUACAUUUCGGAUACAUAUACGGGCUGGCGCUCCUCGGAUCCUCUUCUCUCCACCUAAUCCUCUCGCUCAUGUCACCACCUCUCAACACCGACCCUAAUUCUCAACAACCCGUCGGCCCCUCACAUCUCUCUUCCACCCUCACAUUUCCAAGAAGUGCUAGUGUGCUGGGCUAUUGUUUGUUGCCAUUGGUACUCACGAGCGUAGUGGGAAUUAUUAUGCCAAUGGAUGGACUAGUUGGGUAUGUGUUAACCACAUUGGCGAUUGUGUGGUGUACAUAUAGUAGCAGCGGAAUGUUCUGUGCAGUCGGAAGAAUGAAGGGGAUGCGAGGAUUAGUCGCUUAUCCUCUAGCCUUAUUCUACGUUGGCUUUGGAAUCAUGGGCAUUUUCUCAAGCAGAGGGGUUGGGACAUUAGGAAAGGUUGCGGGAGCAUAAUUACGCAGGAGGAAUCGAAAGAAGAUUUCUAUAUAUCUAGAGGCGCGUGGGAGGGGAGUCGCAAUUUACAAAUGGCACGAGAUGAAAGAGCUCAGUGGUAAUUUAUAUGGUGUAUGGAAUGGUAGGGAACAGGUGGGUUAGGAGGAUGGCAAGGAAUGGGUUGGGUUCUGGGAUCUGUACAAUAGGUUCUUCUUUACUUGUACAGCACAACUCAAAGUAUCCGUUUGAGGGAUAAAAGCAUUAAGGGUGAGUAGCCGAGGCGAAGAAAUGAAUAGACAAAGAACAAAAAUAUAUUCCCUA
Molecule: messenger RNA, 1355 nt
Organism: Botrytis cinerea B05.10
Lineage: Eukaryota; Fungi; Ascomycota; Leotiomycetes; Helotiales; Sclerotiniaceae
Gene: Bcyip1
Product: Bcyip1
Exons: 2
Coding region: 147-1055 (302 amino acids)
Biological process (GO): endoplasmic reticulum to Golgi vesicle-mediated transport; vesicle fusion with Golgi apparatus
Cellular component (GO): membrane; trans-Golgi network
Source: RefSeq, a predicted model, not a curated record